Molecule: messenger RNA, 2199 nt
Organism: Postia placenta MAD-698-R-SB12
Lineage: Eukaryota; Fungi; Basidiomycota; Agaricomycetes; Polyporales; Adustoporiaceae
Exons: 6
Coding region: 1-2199 (732 amino acids)
Source: RefSeq, a predicted model, not a curated record
AUGUUCGACUUUCCCCUCUCUCUCCAGCACCAUCACCACCCCGCACCCUCUCACAAUAUGCUCAUCCCCAUUCAGCUCAUUCUUACCGGUCUCCUGGCGCUCCUGGCGGCGCUGCACGGACCCGACCUGCUCGACGUGCUCGGCAUCGACGUGCUCAUUGAUGGCGUCGUCACCGGUGUCGUCGUUGCUCGCGACCGCACGAACUAUCUCGUUCGGACAGUUGUCGACUCCGCGGUGUCGAGCACGGUUAAGCUGCUCGACGCCCUUCCUCAGGCAACCCUCCAAGACUGUGGUCGCGUCGACGUUGUCUAUGUACCGGUGUUCGUGGGCAACGUGUCAAUGGACCUGGAUGACAUGGUCUGCCCCGCCGUCUGGGGCGUGUUCAUGACGUCCGACAUUGUUCUUCCCGCGGCCUCAGCAUCGUCAAGCCUGCUCAUUGAGGGCCGUGAUGCGUCGUUCGCACCGCUCGUCAACGUUGUCAACACAUCCCAGCCCUUACCGUGGACGCUCUUCACGGCGCAGCCUGCCUCGACCGUCGGCGUCUUCACGAUGCCCUCCACACACCCACUCGAGGGCAUCACCUUUUUUGGUCUCAUCUCCGGUCUCCUAAUCAUGCCAGUGGUCGCUGUCGCGUUCCUCGUGAAGCACAGGGUGACAUCCAAGAUCCGGAAGCAGUUGAACGUCGAAGCGGGGCCUAGAGCCUCUCCGUUCAACCCAGCUAUUCCGGACACACCCAAGGUAAUAUUUCAUGAACCUUCAAAGCCGCACACCACCACAUCGGAGACCCCCGAGACUUUCUACGUCGACCUCGAGUACACCCCAGACCCUGUCGAGUUCAUGUUCGUCUUCACUGACGUGUCCGACUUUCUUCUGGGACUUGUGAAGGACGUCGUCUUGCCUUCAUCAAUCUCGGAGGAAGACGAAACACUUGGAAACUUCAAUUCUUUCUACGAGAUUAUGGCCGAGCUCAAACUGGUUCCAUCGGUUCUCGAGAGUGUCGAUGCGUGUGGGCAGCAGAGUCCGGUACUCUUGUCCCCGUCGACACCCUCUAAUCUUGUGGAAGACAUUCAAGUGUCCUCGUCCCCAAUCGUUCAAGACAAUAUUCCUACGACUGUCCCUAAUACAACUUCCCCUGCCCCACCCGCGGCAUCGUCCCCGUCGCCUCUUCUCCCCGCUUUCUCCCUCUCCCUGCUACCUGGCUCCAAGUCGCUCAUUGCGCAGCCAUCCACACGGUCCAGCAAGUCAUGGACAUGGGCAAUCGAUCUCUACCUGAGCAUCCGCUCACAGAAGAUGCAGGAUAGCGAGCCAGCUCAGUCCGCAUCUCCAGACCCGACGAGGUACCGUGAGAUGCCGUACUGCAGGAAUGGCGAACUCAAGGAAGGCAUCGUCGAUACGCACGUCGGAUGGAACGAGCCACUCGCGUUCCCAGACGCGGCCGAGGAGAACGAUCCGGUACCGCGGUCGGUGGCACGAGAGCGGCUCUACGAUGUGAUGCAUAGCGGCGUCGCGCGCAAGACAUCCGGCGCGAGCGUCGAGCCAAUGCACAACCCAAGGACGCGGAGACGGAAGCGACGAAGGAAGGGCGACGCACCCAAUGUCACAGAAUCGAGCGGAGCGACAGCUGAUAGUGAGGCGCUUACUACGUCUGCGUCUGCCCCAGAGGCCGCACAGCCCGUUGCGCGAGUGCCUCUCCGGCAGAGGCCCCUCAUCGCGCGCGCUGGACUCGCUGCGAUCCGAGGCGUACUGGUGCCUUCGCCUCGCCGUCCCAGAGCAUCGGCUGUCGCUCCCGUCUCUCCCGUCGCCCCUCCCCCGCCUCCGCCAAGGAUCACAUCGAUUGUGGUCCACAAUGCAAUCCCAUCCUCACAGCCUGGUCUGCUUCCUCCUAGAUCCCCCAUCCUCCCUCCUUCUGACGACCCCUGGAAACCCUUAAUCCGCUCCGACGAGUCCUCCUCCCCCUCCGCUGCCUCCUCCAAACUGCCUACACCUCGUGUCCGUGUGCCGCCUCCCUCUCAUGAACCUCCCAACACACCUCGUGGACCUGCUAUGACUGUGGAGCAAUCUCUGUUUAAUGUGCCUGUCCGCGUCGUUUCUGGCAAGCGAGGCAAGGGCAAGCAAGUGUCCCAGCCAAUGGUGUUCCACGAUGCGCUCGACUCGCUUCAGGAACUUCCCAAAGAAUCCAUCGCCCCUGCCACCAUGUAA